UUCUCUCUCUCUUCCCCCGGCACACCGCGUCGAAACCCUAAAAAAGAGAAAAGAAAAACCCUAGCUCUCGCCCCCGCCCCGUCCCGUCCAUGGCGUCCUCCUACGACUACGACGACCCUCGCGGCUCGUCCCAGACUCCGUGAAGACCUUCGUCGUCCACCUCUACCGCCACAUCCGCGAGAAGAACGUGUACGAGAUCCACCAGAUGUACGAGGGGAGCUUCCACCGGCUCACGGACCGCAUGUUCCGCGAGAGCCCCUGGCCCUCGGCCGAGGCCAUCGCCCCCUACGUCGACAACGACCACGUCUUCUGCCUCCUCUACCGCGAGAUGUGGUUCCGCCACCUCUACGCCCGCCUCUCCCCCACCGCGCGCCAGCGCGUCGAGUCCUGGGACAACUACUGCAGCCUCUUCGGCGUCGUCCUCCACGGCGUCGUCAACAUGCAGCUCCCCAACCAGUGGCUCUGGGACAUGGUCGACGAGUUCGUCUACCAGUUCCAGUCCUAUUGCCAGUACCGCGCCAAGCUCAAGAACCGCACCGACGACGAGCUCCAGCUCCUCCGCCAGUACGAUCAGGCAUGGAAUGUGUACGGUGUUCUCAACUACUUGCAAGCUCUUGUAGAGAAAUCCACGAUUAUCCAAAUCUUGGAAAGGGAGAAAGAGGGCCUGGAACAAUUCACUGCUACUGAUGGAUAUGAUUAUGAAGGUGGGAGUAAUGUUUUGAAAAUGUUGGGGUACUACAGCAUGAUUGGACUGCUUAGAGUGCAUUGUCUCCUUGGGGACUACCAUAGUGGGCUGAAGUGUUUGGCUCCUAUUGACAUUAGUCAACAAGGUGUUUAUACCAUUGUGAUCGGGAGUCAUAUAUCAACGAUAUAUCACUAUGGAUUUGCUAGCCUAAUGCUGCGAAGGUACGUUGAUGCCAUACGUGAAUUCAAUAAGAUUCUUCUAUAUAUUUUGAAGUAUAAGCAGUACCAUCAGAAGUCCCCACAGUACGAUCAAAUAUUAAAGAAAAAUGAGCAGAUGUAUGCGUUGUUGGCUAUUUGCCUUUCCUUGUGCCCACAAACAAAACUUAUUGAGGAGAAUGUUAGCUCCCAGCUGAAAGAGAAGUACAAUGACAAGAUGACAAAGAUGCAGAGAUAUGAUGAUGAAGCCUAUGCUGUGUAUGAUGAGCUCUUUUCAUAUGCUUGCCCCAAAUUCAUUACUCCUGCUGCUCCAGUUCUAGAUGAGCCUCUUACAAACUAUAACCAGGACGCUUAUAGGCUACAGUUGAAAUUGUUUCUUUAUGAAGUGAAGCAACAGCAGCUUCUUUCUGGUGUUCGCAGUUUUCUUAAAUUAUAUUCGACCAUAUCAAUUGGAAAGCUUGCUCAGUAUAUGGAAGUGGAUGAAUCCACUUUAAGGACUAUUCUGAUGACAUACAAGCACAAAAUGCAUGCUGUUGAUAGCAAGGGGAAUAUCACCUCGAAUGCAGAUGUGGAUUUCUACAUUAAUGAGGAUAUUAUCCAUGUUGUUGAGUCCAAGACAACGAAGCGUUAUGGCGACUACUUUUUGCGUCAGAUUUUGAAGUUUGAGGAAAUGAUCGGCGAGUUGGACAGAGUAAAGCUAGACUGACUCUGCCAGUCCCCGAACGUCAGCAUGUGUAGGGUAGAGCAAUUCCAGCUUUUUUAUUACCCUUUUUGAGAUGCUUUUGCACCCUUCUGCAUGGAUAAUGAGUGAUAGUUAUUUUGAUUUACCUAUUGCUUUGCACUUUUUUGGUUUUGUGCCUGUAGCCAGAUGAGCUUCCUUAUGCUGUCUCUUUCAUGUAUUUGAAUCCAAUCAAUUUAUCGAAGAAGGUUUAUUGUUAUUUACAGCUCGUAUUGUCA
Ananas comosus (pineapple) is the source of this 1857-nucleotide messenger RNA. RefSeq names its product eukaryotic translation initiation factor 3 subunit L-like. The transcript has 7 exons. Gene Ontology annotation, biological process: translational initiation. Bases 206 to 1606 code for a protein of 466 amino acids. The record is from RefSeq and is a predicted model, not a curated record. Lineage: Eukaryota; Viridiplantae; Streptophyta; Magnoliopsida; Poales; Bromeliaceae. Gene Ontology annotation, molecular function: translation initiation factor activity. Gene Ontology annotation, cellular component: eukaryotic translation initiation factor 3 complex; cytoplasm.